GCCAUUUUGCCGACGGUCGUGUUUACGGAGAGAAACAUUACAUUUUUAGUUAAAAAUAGUCAAAGAAUAUACAGUGAAAUAUGAAUUCCGUCCAUUGGAGUGCACAGGAGGACGAGAUUUUGAUUGAUUUUGUGAAAGUAAACGAAGCAUUGUACAAUACAAAAUGCGCAGAUUACAGAAAACCGCAUGUGAAACAAAACUUGUGGUGUGAAAUCGCUGAAAAGUUUCCGAACAAAACUGAUGUCGAUUGCUCCAAAAGAUGGUGUUAUGUACGAGACUACUAUAUCAGGCGUAAAUCCAGACCUGGCACUUGUGGAGAAACCGCUAAAAGGAGGUUUGAACUCCUACACUUCUUAGACAAAUUCCACCCAAGGUACAGCUCUAUGAAUGGCUCCGAUGGGACCAUAGUAGACGGGAGUGAGAGUAUCGACAACAUGGAUAAUAGUGAAGGGACACCGUCCCAAAAUGAGGAAACCUAUGAUGCUCCUGAGUACCAGGACAACCAAGAUAGCAAUUACGGCGAUGAUGGUAAUAACGAUUACAUCCCUAAUCACAGAAAACGGAAAAUUGUAGAUGGAAUGCAGCAAAUACGUAUUACAAAUAGUAAUGAACCAGAUGAGAAUGACCUAUUUUUUAGUUCUAUGGCAAAGAUUGUGAAGAAACUAUCGAGGUACGAACAGGCACAGUUGAGAAUGCAAAUUGGGACGUUGGUUGGUAACGCUGAGUUACGCUGCAUUGAAAACGAAUCAACGAUGCCACAAAUUAGCAACGUUAUACAAAAGACUGAGUUUUAGGAAUACAUUACCUAGUGUAUAAGAUACGGUUGCGAAGCGAACGUAAGACAGCAGAUUCAGGUUUCGAGGGUUCCUGAAGUUCAAGCCUUUAUUUUUUAUAAAUGGUAAUACUUGUUUUUUAUUUUUUCGUGAUUGUAGUAUCUCCCAAGUCAAAGACAAUGUGGUUAUUAUAAUUCGAUUUGUAUGUAUGUGUAUAACCUUAG
Molecule: messenger RNA, 997 nt
Organism: Ostrinia nubilalis (European corn borer)
Lineage: Eukaryota; Metazoa; Arthropoda; Insecta; Lepidoptera; Crambidae
Exons: 2
Coding region: 81-794 (237 amino acids)
Molecular function (GO): DNA binding
Source: RefSeq, a predicted model, not a curated record